AUGCGGGCGGCGGCGGGGGGCGCGCGGGCGGCCGCGCUGGCGCUGCUGCUGGGGGCGCUUCACGGGGCGCCGGCGCGCGGCGAGGAGAACGACUACUACGGCUGGCAGGCCGAGCCGCUGCACGGGCGCUCGUACUCCAAGCCGCCGCAGUGCCUCGACAUCCCCGCCGACCUGCCGCUCUGCCACACCGUGGGCUACAAGCGCAUGCGGCUGCCCAACCUGCUGGAGCACGAGAGCCUGGCCGAGGUGAAGCAGCAGGCGAGCAGCUGGCUGCCGCUGCUGGCCAAGCGCUGCCACUCGGACACGCAGGUCUUCCUCUGCUCGCUCUUCGCGCCCGUCUGCCUCGACCGGCCCAUCUACCCGUGCCGCUCGCUGUGCGAGGCCGUGCGCGCCGGCUGCGCGCCGCUCAUGGAGGCCUACGGCUUCCCCUGGCCCGAGAUGCUGCACUGCCACAAGUUCCCCCUGGACAACGACCUCUGCAUCGCUGUGCAGUUCGGACACCUGCCUGCCACCGCGCCUCCAGUGACCAAGAUCUGUGCCCAGUGUGAAAUGGAGCACAGUGCCGACGGCCUCAUGGAACAGAUGUGUUCCAGCGACUUCGUGGUUAAAAUGCGCAUCAAGGAGAUCAAGAUAGAAAAUGGGGACCGGAAGCUGAUUGGAGCCCAGAAAAAAAAGAAGCUGCUCAAGCCAGGCCCACUGAAGCGCAAGGACACCAAGAGGCUGGUGCUGCACAUGAAGAAUGGUGCCAGCUGCCCCUGUCCACAGCUGGACAGCCUGGCCGGCAGCUUCCUGGUCAUGGGCCGCAAGGUGGACGGACAGCUGCUGCUGAUGGCCGUCUACCGCUGGGACAAGAAGAAUAAGGAGAUGAAAUUCGCAGUCAAGUUCAUGUUCUCCUACCCCUGCUCCCUCUACUACCCCUUCUUCUAUGGGGCUGCUGAACCCCACUGAAGGACGCUCCUCCCUGCCCCAUCCAGCCAGCUGUGCCUUGCUCUCUGUCCCCACCCCUGGGGCAUUCUCUCUCUUCCUGCCCAUCUGGCCUCACCUCUAUUCCCAGGCUGACCCAGCCCUGACAGAGAGCGGUUCCAUGCAGAGCAGAGCUCUUACCAGCACAGGCCCUAAGGAAUGGGCAUGGUACCCAAGCUGUCCUUGACUGAGGGGUUCUGGAGUCCCUGGGGACUUCUCUUAGGAGCAGAGCUUUCUCAUUUGAAAGCUCAGGGUUUCAGAAAGGAGGUGGUGG
This is a messenger RNA of Lynx canadensis (Canada lynx), 1237 nucleotides long. It is a transcript of the gene SFRP5, whose product is annotated as secreted frizzled related protein 5. The record is from RefSeq and is a predicted model, not a curated record. Gene Ontology annotation, molecular function: Wnt-protein binding. Lineage: Eukaryota; Metazoa; Chordata; Mammalia; Carnivora; Felidae. The transcript is spliced from 3 exons. Gene Ontology annotation, biological process: canonical Wnt signaling pathway; non-canonical Wnt signaling pathway; negative regulation of canonical Wnt signaling pathway. The coding region runs from base 1 to 948 and encodes 315 amino acids.